This is a messenger RNA of Moneuplotes crassus, 2993 nucleotides long. The record is from the annotation of a GenBank genome assembly. Lineage: Eukaryota; Ciliophora; Spirotrichea; Euplotida; Euplotidae.
AUAGCUUCUACAAUGUCAGAGAAUUAUAGGGAGAAAACAAAGGAGGGAGUCUUAACACUGAAGAAGAAACGGGGCUUCACCAAAUAUAAACCAAAGAUGAGUAUGUUCAAGAACAUCCUCGCCACAAAUUACUCAAUGCAUAAGGAAAAAAUCGAUAAAUCAGAGCUCUGCAUGCUUGAUAAUUGGAAGCAGAGCAAUGACUCAGAAAUCGUCGAGCAUGACCAGGAAGAUGAAUUCAAUGAGAUCCAUAACAGCAACACUGUUACAAUACCAUUGGUCUCUGAGAAGUUAGAAACAACGCUGAAGGAAGAAUCUUAUAAUGAUUACGAUUCAAAGUAUAAGAAAUCACUACUGAAUACAGAUACUAAGAGAAGGAGCAUCGCUGCAAGUCCUUUCUACACUAAAAGUCAUCCUAACCCUUCACUGAGGAAACGGAAGGAGAGACACCAUACUUACUCAACGUCAAACAGAAAAGUCUGGAAGAACACGACACAAAAAUUAAAGGUGGUUGGACAUAAAAGGAACUUUACUAGGCCAAGCACCAGAGCUUGCCGUGCGGCUGCAGCUUCUGAUAAGAAUAAAGCUCAGCAGUGGACAAUGAAUAAAACUGAGAUCAAUGACAAAGAAUCUGGCACUGAAAAGUCCAAGUUGGUUAAUUUUGAAAGCCAAAUUGCCUCAGUUGAUAUUGGAAGCCAGGUUCUCGGAAGAGAUUUUAUUAAUACUAGUGAAAUCAUGACUAGAUAUAAACCUAAAAACCGUACUUCAAAGACCGGAUAUGGGAUGAGAAAAGCUUUAAUUGAUGCUAAAAAGAUAGCCCUAAAUAAAUCAGAAAGAGAACAAAACCGAUCAUAUGCAGACUGAGAACGGAAAUCCCAAGAUCGCUUGAUGUCCGCAGGUGUCAGUGGUAUCUCAAGAAGGAGUCAUUUUAAAGAGUCAAGCCAGAAAAUGCAGGAUUUUAAAUUGCACUUACGGAAUAUUGAUAAGUGGCUUGACGAAAAAGAGAGCUCAAUCAGCUUUAAUUCACAGUUUAAUAGCUACUCGAAUAAUCCAGAAUUGAGAAAUCUCAACAAUAACGGACUGAAGAUGAGAGGAGAGUACUUAGUUGAAGCGGGUUAUAAGGUACAUAGUCUCAUCUCUGGAGUGCUGAAAUAACAACUUGAAGCCAUUAGAAACAAUUAUUUCCUCUGUUGAGAGUCUUCUUAGCGAAAUUCAUACAACUUAUGAAAACAAAUUGAAGCAAUUCGACGUGAAGUAUAAAAUUAUUUGCCGGAUGAAUAAUCAAUUUGACGAGAGACUUAAGAAAUACGAGGCUGAAAAAUCAAAGGAAGCAAAUACUGACCUCUCUAAGCUGAUAACCAAGCUUGGUCAUGCAUAUGAUGAACUUGGUGAGGACUCUAUGAACAUCUCAAAAUCUCGUGAACUCACUCAUAUUAGCCUAACGACUGGGAUCGAUCUCAUAGAGAGCGAGAACAACUCAUCUGAAGUGCUGAAGGACAUAUUACGCUCAUUUACAAUGGCAAAUAUUGGGAAUGGCUUCUUUGGCCUUGAGAAAGACCAAGUUGAGAAAUUCAACCUGAUCAACGAGUUCACUCAAACAUUGCAAGGAACUCAGCUUAAGACUGCUAAGAGCAUUCUGAGCAGAAUCAUUAAGAAUGUCCAGUCUGUGGAUGCAGAAGUCCAGACCAGUAACAACAUGGUCGAUGAACUAAACGAAAUGAUAGAGCACCUCAAGCAAGACAGCCGAGACAAAGAUCGGAGGAUAAACCAAAUGAACACCGACCACGAGAACCUUCUCAAAAAGAUUCACUUAACUCAAGAUCAGGUUGAGGAAGAGAGAGCUAAAGCUCUCUCUUCAGAGAUGAAAUGCGAGGCUCUGGAAAUGGCCAAGACUAAACUCGUCAAGGAAUCUCAACUGUAUGAAGGCAGGCUGAAAUAUCUUGAGAAGGAAAAGUUUAUCAAAGACAAGCUUCAGGGACAAAUUAAUGAGCUAGAAGCUCAAGCAAAGGAAGUUCAAGAUAAAUUGCUCUUAAAGGACUCUGAGUUGAGAAAUCUAAUGGAGAAAAUAGAAGAUCCUGAUUUUAUUAUGGCUAAAACUAAAGAGAUUAUGAAGAAAGACCCAGAAUUUUUGAGGUCUAUGUGUAAUGUAUUAAAGCAAGCUCCCUUCGAUAUCAGAAUAAUUGAUCCUAAAUCUUCUAAUACUGAGAAAGGAGAUGGCAAUUUGGAGGAUAUAGGAACUCCUGGAUCUAAGAGUAAAACCACCAAAGAUCUUAUCAAUGAACAUCUGAAUAAGACUUCACCAAGCGGGAGUCCUAAAUAAACAAGAAUCUUUUAAUGGAAUAUCUGAUACUUCAGAUGGAGGAAUUAGAGACUUCAUGCAUUCGAGCUAUACCAGGCCGAAUUACCAAGCCAGGGAUUUCAGAAAGGAGAAGAAAGGUUAUGAAUCAAAGUUCCAAGUUAGUGACAAUAACUCUGAGUUUGGGAAGGAUGACUCGCUAACAGGGUCUAUUCAAGAUGAAACUAGGAAGAGACACAAGAGUUUAAAACCAAAAGAGAAGCCCCCGAAGAAGUCGACUAGUAUGAAGAAGAUUAGGGUUGGGGACCAGGCCAGAUUUACCAACAUUAAACUUGCUAAGAAGGGAAUAAAUGAAGGCAAAGGUGGAGGAUCUUAUCCUGAGCUUAUUGAAGAAGGGAAUAAUCAAAAGUUGGACCGUCUGAGGAAACAGAAAACUACCAAGUCUGAUACUAAAGCUUAUAAUGAGUCAAUCAUAAAUAAGGUGUUAAAGAAAGGCAUUCAUGAUAGACUUUUCAAUAAUGAAAAAGGAGCAAAGAGACUCUCCACAGUUUUUGAUGACAAGGGAAUUCCCCACAGCGAAGCAUGUGGUCCAAACUGUCGUCACUUACAAUUUCUCAACGAACUAAACUCAAAAAUCCCAGACGGAAUGUAUAUCCUCAAACAAACCCAACAUAACUUCGGUACUAAUUUUUAACUCUUA